Symsagittifera roscoffensis is the source of this 4872-nucleotide messenger RNA. Its product is annotated as protein argonaute-2-like. The coding region runs from base 1007 to 4645 and encodes 1212 amino acids. Lineage: Eukaryota; Metazoa; Xenacoelomorpha; Acoela; Convolutidae. The transcript has 6 exons. The record is from RefSeq and is a predicted model, not a curated record. Gene Ontology annotation, molecular function: RNA endonuclease activity; protein binding; RNA binding.
UUCUUGUUUAGAUUCCAAUUUGAAUCAAUUUGGCUUUUAAGAAACUUAAUCAAAAAGAUCAAUGGCUAUUUGAAACAUUGUAGUUUGUUUUUCACUACUAAUAAUAGGUUAAGUGAUAAUUCAACGGGGACGGGGACCUAACACAACGGUUAGGCAAAUCUGAAUUUUACCUAGUAACGAUUAUCUACCCUUCUCCAUUGCUAUAGGGUGGAGGGUGAUGGCUUGGUUAAAGAACUUUUUUUUCACCUUAAAACUAACAAUUUAUUCUCAGAAGGUCGGAGUAAUAAUCUCAGUAUAGUUUCAGUUUCUAAGAUGGUCAGAAAUACAGUUUUCUUUGUUGGUGGUGUUUGGUGUGCUGUAUGUUCGCAAGUAGCGCCAACUCAUUGCUAUCAGAAAAUAUACAACGGAUAAUUUACUAUCGCUUUCGUACGUAUUUCUGAGGAAUUCAAAUGGUUACUGGUGCUGUAAUUUAAUUCCUUUUCUAUCUAUGCAGUGUUGUAGAACGAGCCUUAUGCGUCUAAAAACAAAAUUGUACAUUUCUGAGAAAUAGUUCAAUGUUUAAAAAUACGUGCUGUUGAAUUUACUUUGUGCGAUCAGUUAGAUAUUAAACUACGUCGGGUGAAAAAAGCAUAUUUUAAGAAGUUGGAGUUAUAGUUCUAGAAACGUCUCAAAAUGUAAGAGUUUGCGUUCAGUUUUUAUUCAAUCAAUCUGAAAGCUAAAAACAGCUAAAUUCUUGAAGAAGUUAAAGCAUUGAGUCGACGAAAACCCGGACGAAAAGAGUCGGAACAAACAAACUUCAUUUCUAGGUUGACUGUUAUUGUUUGUCAUCUAAGUUAAUUGUCCUGACUGUUCUCAUGGGGACAAACUAUUGAUUCUGCUCUGUAAACUGAAAAGAGACUGCUAGUUAACUCACCUGUGCGCAAUCAUUUCGUGUUAUUUUCAAUCGUAUCAGCUGAGUGUUGAGUGAGUUGUGGUGUUGUGGGCCAUCUCUUGAUCUAGUUUGAUCAUGCCGAAAGGGGGAAACAGAGGCAGAGGAGGAGGAGGAGGAGGAAAUUAUCAGCAGGAUAAUCAAAACACAAGAGGUGGAGGUCAAAAUCAAAACCGCGGUGGGGGAAGAGGCGGAGGUCGAGGUGGGGACCAAAAUUACAACCAGAAUAGAGGAGGUGGAGCUCAGCAGAACCAGGGUCAACAAAACUAUAAUAACCCCAACCAGGGACGAGGCAACCGGGGGCGAGGUGGGGGCAGAGGAAGGGGUCAAAAUGAGGGCAAUCAACAGAACCCAGGGUUCAAUCAGAACCAACAGCAACCAUAUCAACCGCAACAGCAACAGGCCUCUCAUGGCUUCCCGCAGCAGCAAACUCAAGACUAUCCCGGAGCACAACGUACUCAGCCUCCCUACGUACAGCCAACGCAGACUCCACCACCUGUCCAAAGCCAGCCGCCGGGAUCAGCUUGGGGGAGAAGUGGUGGCACCGGUGGAGGUGGUGCUGGAAGUAGUGGUGGUGCGUGGGGCGGCAGAGACACUUCUGGCCAAGGUCAUCCGGCUGCAGCUCAACAGGUGCCCUAUCAGCAGCAACAACCUCAAGGGUUGACUUUCGGUGAUCCUGUUGAACUGAGACAACCGUCAGCAAGUGCCACUCAGCAACAGGCAGCAGUAUCUGCAGACCAGUCGGUUGGGCGUGGCCGAGGUCGUGGCAAGAAAAACAAAAAAGGUGGCGAUGCUCGCGAGGCCCUGGAACCUGGUUCUUCGGAAUUUUCGGGGCAACCAGGUCCACAGGGGGCUUCUGGUCAAACUGUUCCGGGGAGCUCAGCAGCAGGAGCCCAAUGGGUGGAAAGUAGUUCACAGAGACCGAAUGAAGAAGUUGGUCCAGCUGUAGUGCCGGUCGAGCAACCAAGUCGCCCACAAACGUCUAGCGCUCCGCGUGAUGAAAAUAUUGAAGUAGAAGACCUUGAAACGCCAAGCGAACUCCAGCAUUUCGCUCAGAGAGUAGAUAUCGGUGGAGGAAAUGGCACAAGUCGCAGCAGAGGAAAUGGUAUGACUCCCAUCCGCCGGCCGGACAAUGGGGGGACAUUUGGACAGAGGGUCACUCUUUUGACCAAUCAUUUCGAAAUGCGCAUGGAAAAUCUGCCCGAAUGCUAUCAUUAUGACAUAGAAAUUGAGCCCAAAAUGUCGGCUGACAGAAAACGAUCAAUUUUCAAGCAGUUUUUAAUCGAGAAAAUGAAACUGGGACAUGUGAAAGAUAAGUUUGUGUUUGAUGGGCAGAAAAACAUCUACUCGUGUCACAAAAUAACAACCGAACAAUUACCGCCGAAGAAAACUGAAAUGGAAUUUCUAAACGAAGAAACGGGACGAAAAUUCAACGCUAAAAUAACAAUUCAAUUCGCGGCUAACGUGGACUUAUCAAUGAUUUUGGAAUACAUCAGAAACCGCAAUGUUGACAUUGAAAAACCACAGCAAGCGCUUAAUGUACUGAACACAGCUUACAAGCAACUGUGUAUGGGCAUGGCUAAUUUUGUGACGUUGAAAAGGGCGACGUUUAAGAAACCGACUGGAAGGCCCAUUGAUCUAACCGGAGGUUUGGACCUUUGGUUCGGAUACCAACCGAGUGUUAUCAUGGGAAAGUGGAAAGUAUAUUUGCAAAUCGACAUAACAUCAAAAGGUUUCACUCAAGAAACUCCUAUGGUUGAUUAUGUGUCUAACUUUUUCCGGCGUCAUCCUGGUGAGUUAGAACUGGACUUUUACCAAAUGAAAAACUUGACAAAAGCCCUAUCGGGCUAUAAAAUAAAGACAACUCAUUUAGGAUACACGAAAAAGAUCCAUGAUUUCAAAGAAAACGCCUACAAAAAGAUCCCAGAUUUAAAUCAAACAGUCGAACAGUAUUUCAAGUCCCAGUACAACGUUCAACUUAAAUACCCAAACCUCCCUUUAGUUCGAAUUACACCAAAAGAAAAAGACAACUGUAUCCCUAUGGAAGUGUGCAUAUUGAAAGGCGAACAGCCCUCGCUGAAAAAACUGGACGAAGAACAGCAGUCUAGAAUGGUGAGAGAAACAGCUAUGGAUCCUUCCAGAAGAAACCAGAUGAUAAUGGAAAAACUGAACAAAGAAACGAAACCUAACAGUAGUGGAAUUUUCAAGCAAUUCAAUUUGGCCGUGAGCGAUCAAAUGGCCGAAAUUGAAGGCAGGGUUCUACCGGGACCCAUAAUGUAUGGUGGGAAUAACAGAAGUGUUCCUGCUGACCGUGGCAACUAUCGGUCUCCUGGAUUUGCACAACCGGCGACUAGUCUCAUGGGAUACGUAGUUGUAUGUCCAAGAAAAUUGGAAGAGAAAAUCGGACCUAUGGACAGUUCUAUGUCUCAAGAAGCUAGAAAAGCUGGGAUGAAUUGGCCGGUCAAUAGUCCUGUGAGGGUCUUCAACAUUGACGAUAGAAACAUUGGUACAGUUCAUAGAACACUGAGUGAAGUUGUUCAAAUGCAUAAGCAGCAACAAAAUUUCAACUUGGUGAUCAUCAUACUAUUCAAGAAAAGCGCCGACAUAUAUGGGAUGGCGAAACAUGUUUUGGACAAUGAACAUCAGAUUGCGUCUCAAGUGCUGUUACAGAGAACAAUCUCUGGUCGAGGUCCCGGACAGCCGCCUAAUCCGAUGUCAAUAAAUCAGAUUUUGCUCAAAAUCAACACAAAAAUGGCGGGAAUCAAUGUAAGAUCUUUCGAGAACUAUAUGCAAGUUAUUCAGCGAACAGGGAAUUAUGGCGAUGUUUUCCAGGAAGUUGCAAAACAGUAUGCGGAUAUUUUCAAGGAACCCUUUAUGGUUUUCGGCGCUGAUGUGACUCACCCUGAUCCGGGAGAUCAUGGGAAACCUUCGAUCGCCGCAGUCAUCGGUAGCUUGAACUCCACGUUGACACGGUAUGGCGCCCAAAUUAGAGUUCAAAGGUCACGCCAGGAGAUGAUUGAGGGCAUGAAAGUGAUGUUCAUGAAUCUAUUGAGGAAGUUCAGAGAAGUUAACAGAGGUCACACGCCGAAGAAAAUUCUGUACUAUAGAGACGGUGUCAGCGAAGGUCAAUUCUCAGAAGUUCUAAUCGCGGAAUUGCAUGCAAUGCAACAGGCAUGCAGAGAAUUGAACAGCGAAUACACACCCGCUAUUACAUUCAUAGUUGUGAACAAAAGGCAUAAGGCCAGGUUUUUUAAUUGGGGUCGCCAGAAAAACGGGCAAAAUGGCAUCAUAAACGUGACUCCAGGAACGGUGGUUGACGUCGACAUAGUUCACCCAUUCCAGUUCGAUUUCUACCUUUGUUCACACGAAGGAAUCAAAGGAACAUCCAGGCCCGCCCACUAUCACGUGCUCUACGAUGACUCUGGGUUCAAGUCGGAUACCCUUCAAAGCUUCACCUAUGCUCUCUGUCACUUAUACGCCCGAUGUACCCGUGCUGUUAGCUACCCUCCUCCUACGUACUAUGCACACCAUGCGGCCAUGAGAGCGAGACAUCACGUGGCGCAUCUGUUGUCGAUGUACACGGGAUCCGAAUCGGCACAGAGUUCGGGAAGUGGAGAUUCAGAAGGAGCGGAUCCGAGAGUAAUCGAGUACCUGAAUCAACAUUUAGUUCCUGCCUCGGAUAAUCUGCUGAGAAGUUAUCCAAUGUACUUUGUUUAAGAAAUAGUUUGAACUUAAGCUACACUUUCGCUGAAUUUUUAGAAAAAGGUGUUGAUCUAUUUACAAGGAAUCUUGAUUUAAUUUGACUAACCACUUGAUAAAUUGAAAUAAAUACAACCGUUAAUAUUGAACGAACUCUUUGAUGUGUUUUAUGUAAUAUUUUGCGAUAUACUUCCGAGUGAAAAUUUACAAUUAAAAUUUAUGGUUGAAUUAUGACUUAUCUGACG